CCAUGGGGAUCUCGCCGUCGCCGACCGACCGCGCCGCCGCUCCGGCCAGGCUGCCGCCGGUGCGGUACUACGUGCCGGCCGUCUGGGAGAUAAAGCGUGAGGAGGACCCCGUCCACGACCCAGACUCCCCGCAGUCCCCGAGCCAGAUCGGCGACGACGUGCCGCCGCUGGUGUUCCCCAACCCCAACCCCUCCCCCUCCUGGCUAUCCCGCCGGACGGCGUUCGAGCGCCACCUUCCCGCCACCCACGACGAGCCGCCGCCGUCGCCGCCGCCGCCGGAAGAACAACCCGCGCGGCGCCCGGAGGACGAGGACCCGGACCUGUACUUCUGCCUCAAAGACCCCAACGACCCCGAGUGCGUGCGCCGGUGCCACGAGGUCCAGAGCAAGCGGUACGCCGUGCACGCGCUGCGGGGCUACAACGCCGACUCUGGCAACGGCGUCAAGUACGAGCUGGUCGAGGGCAGCGCCAGGAGCAACAGCAUCCUGCUCGACUGCGCCGAGAUCCUCGGCCACGUGGUCUUCACCGCCAGGCCUGCCGCCGCCGGCGGUGGACGGGAUCGGACCUUCUUCGGCGAGGUUCGCAUGCCGGACCAUGCCCUCGCCUGCAUGAUUUCGUUGGACGACGACAGAGACUGCUACUACCGAGGGGCGGCUGCCAACGACGACGAGCUGUGCCAGUUCUGUAGAAAGGACCUCAGGCACCCGGAGGUGCAUCCGGAGAUCAGGAGACCACCUCGUGGGACGUCGGCGACGGAAACAAUCAUGGAUUGCGAUUGAUUUUAGAGAUUAACGCCCUAUUGAUCCCUCUAGGAUAGAUCGACCGAAAGAAAUACUGCACUAGCUACUUGAUUAUCAAUGUAAACUGCCGGCUACAAGCAGUUUAAUUCCUUCAACGAGAGGGAUGUGUAGAAGUCAGAUGAAAACACACGAACAAAUUAUCCGUGGGAAGAGCAAUCAGAGGGUCGGAAUGGCGCACAGACUAAUUACUAACUCUCUGAAGAGAGUCGGAGGCUCCGGAUGAAGUGUGGUUGGAACUUGGAGGGUUUGAAC
Molecule: messenger RNA, 1052 nt
Organism: Triticum dicoccoides
Lineage: Eukaryota; Viridiplantae; Streptophyta; Magnoliopsida; Poales; Poaceae
Exons: 2
Coding region: 3-779 (258 amino acids)
Source: RefSeq, a predicted model, not a curated record